UCUCUGGUGCGAGUUAGUAGUCAAGUGCUUCUUGAAAAGAUAUCAUGGCAAAGCCAAUAGUAUACGGAACUAUAGUAAGCCCUCCGGUCCGGUCGGUUCUGUUGACUGCUAGUGCUCUGAAUUUAGAGAUUGAUUUUAAGGAAGUUAGUUUGACCAAAAAACAGCACCUCACUGAAGAAUACCUCAAAAAGAACCCUCAACAUACCGUGCCAACUCUAGACGAUAAUGGAAAGAUCGCUUGGGACAGUCAUGCCAUCGCAACCUAUCUUAUUGGGAAAUAUGGUAAAAAUGACGAACUUUAUCCAAAGGAUUUGUAUUUAAGAGCGAGAAUAGACCAACGUCUACAUUUCGAUACAGGAGUCCUUUUUCCUAUACUCCGAGAAAUAAUUCAUGAGUUGGUAUAUAUGAAACAACCUGAAUUGUCUGAAAGAACGAAAGGAAAAAUUAUUGAAGGAUAUGACUUUCUGAAUACUUUCCUUGCUUCGGAACCGUACUUAGUUGGAAAUUCUCUAACGGUGGCUGAUCUAUGUUGUCUAUCUACGGUAACAACACUUAACAUCUUCAUCCCCAUCGAUGCAACGAAAUUUCCAAAACUUUCUCAAUGGGUUGACAAACUGACAAAACUGCCAUAUUAUAAUACAGCUAAUAAGCCUGGUAUAGAUGCAUUCGCUCGGGCAGUAGGCCAAAAAGCAGCGGAAGGCAAAGCUUAGAAAAUGAAGAUAUAAGUGUAUCAGUUAAUAUUGCGAGAUCGUAAUUUGGAUAUUAAAAUAUUUGGUUAUCGUU
Messenger RNA from Hermetia illucens (black soldier fly), 783 nucleotides. RefSeq names its product glutathione S-transferase 1-like. Gene Ontology annotation, biological process: glutathione metabolic process. The record is from RefSeq and is a predicted model, not a curated record. Gene Ontology annotation, molecular function: glutathione transferase activity. The transcript is spliced from 2 exons. The coding region runs from base 45 to 710 and encodes 221 amino acids. NCBI's taxonomy places the organism in Eukaryota, Metazoa, Arthropoda, Insecta, Diptera, Stratiomyidae.